AUGACGCUUUUUUUGGGUGGACAAAAAGCACAGAUCAGUCUGAUCCUCCGUGAGCACGCAUUAUCGCCGUCCGAUCUUGCACAUCAUUCCGUCGCAUUCCUUUUGCUCUCGCUACGCAGAGACAAGAAACCACCGAUGCGCCUUUCUGUCGUCCUCCUCUUUAGUGCAUUCGAGCAGCUCGCCACUUCGAAUGGUCAGCAGCGACUGCACCCGAUUGCUUCGAACUCGUCAGAGUCGAACCGUAGCUCUUCGACUGACCCGGACGAAGCGCAGUCGGGCCAACACUUCAAGGAUAGCGAUUCCGGGAAUGAGGUUAAUAGAGAAGAUGAGAGGCUUGGUUCCUGGUUUGAUACCGUCCUGCACUCAGUGCAGCUGGAAUGGACCAAGGGAAACCUGAAAAGAUGGGUCCGCCAAGAGUAA
Peronospora matthiolae is the source of this 420-nucleotide messenger RNA. The record is from the annotation of a GenBank genome assembly. NCBI's taxonomy places the organism in Eukaryota, Oomycota, Peronosporomycetes, Peronosporales, Peronosporaceae.